AACUUGGUCAGACACAGACAGUUCUAAACGGGAGUCCGUGCAGUAAAUACUCGUAUAAAACAUGUUAUGUAAAUAACAACGAUCGAAUUUAAACUCUAUGUGAUUUUAACUUUAAUAUAAAAUUCGUUCUUAAAAGUUUAGUCAAUUGAGUAUAUUUUCCCUUGAACAAUGCGAUUGUUUAUGUCAAGUUUGUUUCUUUGUCUCGUCUUUUAUUCGGAACAGAAAUCGACGCCGCAAGAUGACAGCUAUGUAGCAGCCGUGGUGGAGUAUCAGGUCAACACAAAUGUCUCCAUCAACACACAGAACUAUGUUGAUUUGAUAAAAGAGGCCGCCGAAAAGAAUGCAGAUAUAAUAGUUUUUCCAGAGAUGACCCUCACUAGAGGGCAGCGUCGUAUUCCGAUUCCUUUUCACGGUAUCCUCAAGACCACUCCCAUACCAGCUUUAAACCCCGAGUUAUAUGAUGAAAUUCUAGUAUCAAUAUCUGUAGCAGCUCGUGUACACCAAAUCUACGUGGUGAUCAACGUACAAGAAGUGAUGGAUUGUAACGACGCACCCGGGGAAUACUGUCCCGAACAGAAAGAGUACCUGUUUAACACUAACGUUGUGUUUGAUAGAAAUGGUGCUGUUAUUGAUCGUUACCGUAAAAUAAACUUAUUCGGCGAGUUCACUCGUACACCAGCUUUGAAGCCGGAACUGGGCGUCUUCACUACCGACUUCGGGGUGACUUUCGGCCAUUAUAUUUGCUUCGACCUUAUGUUCCAAGUGCCAGCUGUUCAGGUCGUCCAGAAACAUAAUAUUACUGACGUGAUAUUUACUACCAUGUGGUUCUCUGAGAUGCCUUAUUUAACUGCUGUGGAAAUCCAGGAGGCAUACACGUACGCAAUGAACGUUAACUUCUUAGCUGCGGGCGCAAACAACGUCAGAGUGGGAAGUGCUGGCUCAGGUAUUUACUCAGGCAAAGCUGGUUCUCUUAUCAGUGUAAUGCCCGGCGUGCCUACAACUAGACUUCUAGUAGCUAAAGUGCCUAAAGUGCCGGGAGAGGUCAAAGAAGACUAUCCAGGUCCUAUAAGAGACGACCCUAAGGCCCUGGACAGCUUGGUGUUGAUCAGUGACCCCUCGUUGCCGUCACACAUGAGUCGCCCCCUAGUGAGCGGCAGCCAGGAGUUUACACUCACCACCAAUGAGAUCUCCUGCAAGUUCUCCGUCAAACUGCAACUUAAAGAUGGUGAACAGGGUCCACAUUAUAUGGCACUAGCAAAGGAUGGUAUUAACACGUAUUCUAGGAAGGAUCUCGGCGUAGCAACUUGCGCCGUGGUCGCCUGUAAGAACGACACAAUAAAAAGUUGCCCUUAUAGAUUCGAGAAGACAGAAGACAAUGUGGUGAUAGAAGAUUUAGUGAUAGAGAUGACGUCAUACUCACAUCAUUACAAUGCGUCCCUGCAAUGUGACGACAUCAUAUACUAUCCAAUAUCUUUCACGAACGACAAAUUCCCCGUCAGACCAAAGAAUGUUACAUUUCUAGAAACUUCUAAGAUUAAUUCGAACGAAGUUUUAUCAUCAUGCGAGAAUAAUUUAAACAUAGAUUUUAAUGGACAUAAAGAACAUAUAGUUUACAAAAUAAAUGCACCACAAAACAAUAUAGUAUCUUUUGGUGUUUGGGGUCGCGUUUACAACAGAGAUUUUGAUCAUAACAAGAAACCAACGGCAGAUGAUUUGAAAAAUUACUUGGAAAUUGAAGAUUGGAUUUAUAAAAUGGAAAAGAAAAAUAAUAAAAUCUAACCAGACUGGAAGAUUAGACUAAAGUUUAUAAAAUAAGAAUCUUUUUUUUUUAUCCGAGAUUUUUUUUUCUAAAAAUUUAUUGUAAUUGAUACAAUUUAAAAGUUAUUCGAAAUAUAAAUAUCGUUCAAAUAA
Messenger RNA from Papilio xuthus (Asian swallowtail), 1911 nucleotides. Its product is annotated as vanin-like protein 2. The transcript has 10 exons. Bases 169 to 1779 code for a protein of 536 amino acids. The record is from RefSeq and is a predicted model, not a curated record. Lineage: Eukaryota; Metazoa; Arthropoda; Insecta; Lepidoptera; Papilionidae.